AUGUUCAACCAGCAGCCUCCGUCUCCUCCACCAUCGAAUGACGGUGAUGUUAAGCUGAGUCCGCAGGCACUAUCACAGACCAGCUUUCAGCAACACCAACAGCAACUACAGCAACAAUAUCAUCAGACAUAUUCUCACAAUCAGCCACAGCAACUGCAGCAGUUUGGGUAUAUCUCCACAAGGGAACCAUACUCCUAUAACUGUUUAGAAGUUAGGACCCCAACUAUGAGCGGCCCAAUGCAGAACGGAUAUGAAUCCAAUACUAUGUAUCACAGCAUGGCCAGAGGUGAACAUGAAACGUCGCUCCCAGCCCUGACAUACCACCGCGCUGGAGAGAUGCCAGUGCCAGCCACCGUUAGUGCUGGAGAAACAGUAGAGGAUCUCAAAGAGGAGCUGGCUGUAGCCAAGUCAAAUACCGACGAGAGGGUCCGCAUAAUAAGACCAGCGAAACUCAGACGGCGACCAAAGCCGGCGAAGACUGACAAGGGGGACGGGCCAACCAUAGAUGCUCCGCUCAGUGAGCUGACGAAGAACAUGGCACACAUCCCCAUUCGCGAUAUGGGCGCAUGGGUCAACCGUCCAAAGGAGGCACGUUUGGAGGAAGUGAGGGUGAAGAACGGUAAAAUCGCACGGCCUAUGAACUCCUUCAUGUUAUACCGGUCAGCCUAUGCGGAGCGGACAAAGGAAUGGUGUGCGCAAAACAAUCAUCAAGUCGUUUCACGAGCCUCUGGCCAGAGCUGGCCACUUGAGCCUCGGGAGAUUCGAGACCUGUAUGAACAAUAUGCAACCAUAGAGCGAGACAACCACCAUAAAGCCCACCCAGACUACAAAUUCGCACCAAACAAGAACCAAGGCACACCGAAGAGCCAGAAUGGAGGCAAAGCCCCGGGCUCUGCGUCUAAGAGGAAGCGUUCCCACGAGGAAGAGCUCAGCGACCUCGAAGACCAGCCCCUUGAUAUCACAUCUUACCCCCGUAUACCAAACAGGCGACGAACUCUGGGCCUCAACGGCGACGCUAGUAAUAGCAGAAACUCCACUCCAUGCGACAACGACAGCACUUAUGACAGCCGCAACUGCACUCCCAUCCCACAUUCACAGUUCGACAUGUACGCAGGCGGGGAUGCCAACCGCUCGUCCUGGGAGAUGAUUAACCCCGGCAGACCUCAUCCUGGUAUUAUAUCUCAGCCUGAGCAGCCCCAUUAUUACCAGCCAUCGAUCCAUCAGAGUCUCCUUGGAUCGAACAUCGAAGAUGUGACAUACAAGAAGAUCGGUAUGCCAGGCGGAGUGACCUAUGACAAUACCCCCCAAAUGGCCAAUAUUCCCGGAACCAUCCAUCAGGAUAUUCUUCAGUCACAGCCACUACCACAGAACCGAAUGUCUGUCUCCAUGGGAGAAGUCCAGGUUGAUCCCCAGCUACUGGACUUUGAACCCACAAGCACUUCCCUCCCAAUAGAUACCGGCAACGCCUUUGGGAACCAGAAUGACUUUUGGCAAUUCAACCCCCCUAAUAACCAAAACUAUGUUCACGGGUAUAUGUCGGCUCCCGAAAGCGAACAAUACAACCAGGCAUCACUCCCGCCUUCAUCGAUGGCCACUGGCAUAGCGGCUGACCGUGUUAUAUGGGCAAACACUCAUACCGUGCCAGGCGAAGAGUUUACCGAAUGGUUCAGCGGAUCGACUGUAAACUAA
This is a messenger RNA of Nannizzia gypsea CBS 118893, 1689 nucleotides long. RefSeq names its product HMG box protein. The record is from RefSeq and is a predicted model, not a curated record. Gene Ontology annotation, biological process: regulation of transcription by RNA polymerase II. Gene Ontology annotation, cellular component: nucleus. Gene Ontology annotation, molecular function: RNA polymerase II cis-regulatory region sequence-specific DNA binding; DNA-binding transcription factor activity, RNA polymerase II-specific. Lineage: Eukaryota; Fungi; Ascomycota; Eurotiomycetes; Onygenales; Arthrodermataceae. Bases 1 to 1689 code for a protein of 562 amino acids. The transcript has 3 exons.